AUGAAAAAACCAGUGGCAGGAGAUUCCCCUGCCUCUUCCCUUUCCCCUUGCGAAAUCCCUAAAUCCCUAUUGCCCAUCUUCCUCAAGCAUAUUGCAGCUUUCAUCGACUCCCUCAACGUUGUUGUCCUCGCCCGCUUGCUCCCUCAAAGUCAUCAUCGUCGCAUCCUUACUGCCUCAACGUCCGCCGUCGCUGCGUCCUUACUGUCUCAACGCCAACAUCGCCUUGUCCUUGCUAUCUCAACGCCACUAUUGCAGCCUCCUGCUGCCUCAACACGGCCGCUGCUUCCUCCGGACAAUGGUAUCAAGAAGAAUGUACAAGGGCCAACAUUUAUGCGAAAAAUUUGGGCUCGAGAUAAGCAAGAGGCUAUUCAAGUUGAAUUUAAUGACCUAGGGCAACCUAUUGAUGAAAAAUCAUCAAGUGAAUUAGCUCACUUCUUAGGGGCUAUAGCACGCAAUGGAAGAUACGCACCAUUACAUUAUAAGAAUUGGAUCAAAGUACCUCAAACUUAUAAAAAAGAGAUGUUGACUCAAGUUCAGGAAAAGUUUCAGCUUCCUCCUGGUCAAGAGGAUUGGAUAUUGAAAUCUAUCACCAAAAAGUGGAGAAAUUGGAAAUCUUUUGUGAAAACAAACUAUUAUGAUCCAAAUGUAUCUCUUGUUGAACAAAUGAAAAAUGUUCCUGAAAGAGUUCAUGAAGACCAAUGGAAGGAGUUGGUAACUUUUUGGAAUUCUGAUGCAUCAAAGAGAGUUAGUGAUAGAAAUAAAGUGAGUCGAGGACAUCAAAAAAUGGUACACCGAAAGGGUAAGAUGAGUUUCGCUAGAGUGGCAGAGAAAAAGAAAAAGGAACUUGGCUAUUACCCAUCACGCUCUACCUUGUUCAUUGAGUGUUACUCAAAAGGUGAAACUCCGGGAAAUGAGGUAGCUAGUCAAGCAAUGGUUCAAAAUAGAGUUUGUUUGAAAAGUAUAAAUGACCCAACUCAAAUUGUAGCAAAGGGAAUUGUCCGGAGUAUUGAUCCAUCCACAGAAGUUGGUGGAUCACGACUAAGACCUAAUUGGUGUGAGGUACAUAUUCAAGUGGCAGUAGAGUGGGAUGAAGAAUUGAUAAGAAGAUAUGGAAUGUUCGAAACCAUUGGAGAUGCCCUUGGAGCACAUGUUGCAUGGCCAUUGUUCUUGGUUGAACGUGAUGAAAGUGAUGAUUAGAGUUCAAUAGAUCAUGGAGAUUAGUUGUUUUGUUAUUUUUUUUUUUGGUGUUAUAAUGGAUGACAAAUGAUGAUAAUUGUUAGAUUUAUGGAUUUUUGGAGUAAUUCUUUUUUUGACAAAUCAAUCAUAGACCAUGGAGUAUUGGUUUUGUAUAUGUAUAUGUGAAGUGGUUUUAUUAUGUGGUUUGGAUUACUAAAUUAGAUGAAGAGA
Diospyros lotus (date-plum) is the source of this 1407-nucleotide messenger RNA. RefSeq lists its product as uncharacterized. The record is from RefSeq and is a predicted model, not a curated record. The transcript is spliced from 7 exons. The coding region runs from base 1 to 1197 and encodes 398 amino acids. NCBI's taxonomy places the organism in Eukaryota, Viridiplantae, Streptophyta, Magnoliopsida, Ericales, Ebenaceae.